Molecule: messenger RNA, 3486 nt
Organism: Periophthalmus magnuspinnatus
Lineage: Eukaryota; Metazoa; Chordata; Actinopteri; Gobiiformes; Gobiidae
Gene: mertka
Product: c-mer proto-oncogene tyrosine kinase a
Exons: 19
Coding region: 96-2933 (945 amino acids)
Biological process (GO): phagocytosis; positive regulation of kinase activity; nervous system development
Cellular component (GO): signaling receptor complex
Molecular function (GO): protein binding; transmembrane receptor protein tyrosine kinase activity; ATP binding
Source: RefSeq, a predicted model, not a curated record
GAAAUCUGAAAUCAAAGUUUAUUGUUUGAAACUCAUCUGAUCAUCUGGACUGUGGCUGGAUACAGAGCUCUGGACGCAGCGUGCUGAGUCUGGUCAUGGCACAGCUGCCUGUUACGACCCGUUUCACGCUUCUCCUUCACACCGCGUUAGUAGCCAUUCUCCUGGGCACUUGUGCGACCAAUGGCCGCCCCUCAGUGAGGCGCUUUCACCGCCUCACCAGGAUGUCAGAGCCUCUUGUGCGAGCUGGACAGGCCUCUCAGGUGUACCUGACCCCAGAGGAGCUGCGAAGGCUGCAUUUCAGACCCACUGUGGGCUCCAUCCGCCUCUCCGAGGGGCAUGAGGCCAUGUUCAACUGCUCCAUCGAAGUUCCAGACCCCCGAUUAGAGCCCACCAUCAACUGGAUCAAGAAUGGACAGGAGCUGGUCUCAAACUCACACCUGGUCAACAACGACCUGCAGGCGGUCACAGACGGAGUCACCACUCUGCUCUCCACCAUCAAAAUACAGCAAGUGCAGAGAGCAGACGCUGGUGAAUAUCGAUGCAGACUGAGUAUAAUGAAUUCACUGGUCGAAUCACAGCCAAUCUUCAUUGAAGUGGAAGGUUUGCCCACAUUCAUACAGCAGCCAGAGGACAGAAAUGUGACAAGAAAUGCUCCAUUCACCCUGUCCUGUGAGGCAGUGGGACCUCCUGAUCCAGUGCAGAUCCGCUGGCUCCGGGACGGGUCUCCUGACAGCAACUUCCACAACUCCCCCAGCAGCUACUCUGUGUCAGGUGUUGACAGAUUCACCCAGUUCAGUUGUGAAGCCUACAACAAAAAGGGUGUCACUACAUCCAGAGAGGCAAACAUCCAUAUAAAAGCACUCCCCCGACCUGUGUCCAACAUCACAGUGAUGGAGAGGCAGUCCAAUAAGUUAAGACUCAGCUGGACUCCUGGGCACGAUGGCUACUCUCCUCUCACUAAAUGCCUCAUAAGAGUAAGAGAAAUAAGCCGUAGGAAAGGGGAAGUCAUGACCACUCGCUUUGUGAAUGUGUCCGUGCCACCGUUUGAGAGUGAGGUCCCAGGACUCCAGGCCAUGACGUGGUACAACAUGAGCGUUUCCUGUAGCAACGAACUGGGACCCUCCACAGUCAAUAUGUGGAUUCAGAGCAACACUACUGAAGGAGUGCCCUCUGUGUAUCCCAGAAAUGUUACUGUUCACCUAAAUGAGUCAUUGCUGGUGAUAAAAUGGAAGCCCCCACCAGAUGACAAAAUAAAUGGAGUCCUAAAUGGCUACAAUAUCAUUAUUAGACAUGGAGGACAGAAGAGUAUGAUCCACAGCUACACCACCUCAGUCUCGGUGCCAUUGCAGGACUUUAACUCUACCUACAGUGUGGAGGUGUCUGCGUGCACUCAGGCUGGGAGCGGCAUGAUCAGCCCACCCGUCUGGAUCUUUGUGCCAGAGGACAAGUCUGUGCCCUUUCCGUCAUCUAGCCCUGACACUGCUGUCUCGGAUUUGGUGUAUGUAGUUUUGGGAGUGGCAUGUGGGAUCUGCCUGCUGUUGGUGGUGCUUUGGGUUGGCAUCUGUGUACGCAACAGGACCCCUGGAUCUUGGCUCUGGAAACUGCUUGGAGACAGAGAAAAGGUAGAACCUGUCAUACUUUACAAUCCGCAGAGGUCUUAUAAUCGAUCUGCAGUAGGAAUCACAUUGAGUAAUCUCGGCAUCAGUGAUCAACUUCAGGCCAAACUACAGGAUGUAAUGGUCACAAGAAACCUGCUGUCCAUAGGAAAAAUACUUGGAGAAGGUGAAUUUGGCUCUGUGGUAGAAGGGCAGUUUAAACAACCUGAUGGAACAUCUGAAAAGGUCGCUGUGAAGACUAUGAAAUUGGACAGUUUCUCUCAAAGGGAGAUAGAGGAAUUCCUAAAUGAAGCCGCCUGUAUGAAAGACUUCAACCACCCAAAUGUCAUUAGAUUGCUAGGUGUUUGCUUAGAAAUGGGCCCAGGAAACUUUCCCAAGCCCAUGGUCAUAUUGCCUUUCAUGAAAUACGGAGAUCUGCACAGCUUUUUGCUUCGCUCACGUCUGGGAGAGAGUGCAAUGUAUUUGCCCACUCAGACUUUGUUGAAGUUUAUGGUUGACAUUUCUUUGGGAAUGGAAUACCUCAGUAAUCGCAACUUUCUACAUCGGGAUCUGGCUGCAAGAAACUGCAUGUUGCGUGAUGACAUGACCGUGUGUGUUGCAGACUUUGGCCUGUCUAAAAAAAUAUACAGUGGAGACUACUACAGACAGGGUAGAAUUGCCAAAAUGCCUGUCAAAUGGAUUGCUGUGGAAAGUCUGGCUGACAGAGUUUUUACUGUAAAGAGUGAUGUGUGGGCAUUUGGUGUUACAAUGUGGGAGAUUGCUACGAGAGGCAUGACACCUUAUCCUGGCAUCCAAAACCACGAGAUUUACGACCAUCUUCUUGAAGGACACAGACUAAAGCAGCCACCAGACUGUUUGGAUGAACUGUAUGAAAUCAUGUACAUGUGCUGGAGGACUGACCCACAGGAUCGUCCCGUCUUUACUCAACUAAGAGAAAUGUUGGAGAAACUCGCUGAGAAACUCCCAGAUGCCUCCAGCAAAGAGGACAUCAUUUACAUUAACACAAGUUUCCCUGAAGAAGACCCAGACAGUGUGGAUUUUAAUGUGGACCAUGCAGCCUUCAACUCUUCCCCCUCAUGUAGUCACCACCAGAGGGCAGCAGCAGAGAGUGCAGUCGUCACAGCAGACAUUCAUGGGAGUUUGGGGGAUGAUGAGGAGGAUUGUGAGGACAGAUAUGUGGUGGUCAUCUCAUCUGACCCUUCCCUAAGACUCCCAGGAGUAAACUCUCCACUUUUAUCAAAUGACACUGCAAGUCAAGUCAGUGGACAGAGUGAGGUGCGGAACCCCAGCACAAGUGACACUUCCUCCCUAUUGUGAGGAUCAGAUAACAUGUACAUAUACUGAACAAUGCAAAUUAAAUUAUUUGAUUAAUUCAAAUUAUUCCUUUCUCUUACAAAUAAAAAUGUCUGACCCCUUAGACAGGGCACUAGUUAAAUCUCAAAUGGAAAAUACAUAGUGAGUUGAGUUAAAAAGGUUCUAUUCCAUGACCUCAAUAAUUUGGUUCUGUUUGACUAAAUUCCUUCAGAUACCUCUAUAUCUGCUGUUUGUUUUGCAGAAUGUUCAGAAUGUUGACCCAAUUUUUAUUCACUAUUAACCUUUUGCACAGUAUUCUGUUUUGUUUCAUGAAAGCAGUGUAUCACUUUUUCCUGUGGCCAGUGUUGCUAUCAUAUUUUAGUUUUAUAAAUGAGUGAAUGGCUGCACAUUUUCAAUAAGCUUGAGGUGCACUAAACUGUGAAUUGUUUACUUACAUAAUGCAUUGUAAAUAUAUAUUUGUACUUAUUGUUUAGUAGUAAGUCUCAGAUGUAUUUAAAAGAAAUGAUUUAUGACUAGAGGAUUAUUAAAGUGGUAUAUUUUGCUACAUUAACAUUCA